UCUGCAGAUGUCCUUUAGUAUGGCUUAUGAAGAAGACUUCUUUUUGGAAGAAAAAAAAUUCAAGCAGUACUGUGAAGAAUUUAUUAAACAUUCACAGAAAAUAGGAGAUGGUUGGGAGUGGAGAACUAGCAAGGACUUUGCUGAUGGUUAUCUUAGUAAAACACACUUCCAAAUAACAAAUAGAAAUGUCCCACCAGAUCUCAAGGAGAAAAACAAUGAUAACAUUGAACAAACCUUAUUUAUGCAUGUUGAAGAAUCUUUGGAUGAUUCUCAAGUAGAUGGAGUUUGUGCAACAGCAGAAGUGCUUCGCUAUGAGUAUCAUGUCUUGUACUCCAGCAGCUACCAAGUACCUGUGCUGUAUUUCAGGGCAUGCUUUUUAGAUGGUAGAGCUCUAAGCCUGGAUGAAAUCUGGAAAAGUGUUCAUGCCUGCUACCAGGCUCGGCUGCUGGAGGGGCCCUGGGACACUAUCACACAGCAGGAGCAUCCCUUACUUGGGCAACCCUUUUUUGUCCUACAUCCUUGCCGGACUAAUGAAUUCAUGUCUGCUGUACUGACCAGCUCACGAAAAGAGAAUAGGCAGACAAAUUACAUUGCGUCAUGGUUGAGUAUUGUGGGCCCAGUUGUGGGUUUAAAUCUAUCUCUGAGUUACGCAGAACUAGCGUCUGAGCAGAAUACAGAAGCUGAUGUAAUUGAAAGGCCUCUGAGCUGAAGGACAGAUCAUGGUUAGCUGAAGUAAAGCUACUGCAGACUUUCCUGGGAAUCGAAACACAGACCAAAGGAAUCCUUCCUGAGUAGCAAGCAAUACAACUUGGCAAGACAACUACUGAGGGCUCUUUCCUGACAAAAGUUCGCC
Tinamus guttatus (white-throated tinamou) is the source of this 853-nucleotide messenger RNA. RefSeq names its product autophagy related 10 (gene ATG10). Gene Ontology annotation, biological process: autophagy of mitochondrion; protein modification by small protein conjugation; autophagosome assembly. Gene Ontology annotation, cellular component: cytosol. The record is from RefSeq and is a predicted model, not a curated record. Gene Ontology annotation, molecular function: Atg12 conjugating enzyme activity. Lineage: Eukaryota; Metazoa; Chordata; Aves; Tinamiformes; Tinamidae.